Triticum turgidum subsp. durum (durum wheat) is the source of this 1143-nucleotide messenger RNA. The record is from the annotation of a GenBank genome assembly. NCBI's taxonomy places the organism in Eukaryota, Viridiplantae, Streptophyta, Magnoliopsida, Poales, Poaceae.
AUGAAGCUCGUCGGAAAAAGCCUCGCCCGCGACGGGCCCGGCUCCGUGAAGCUAUUGCCGGAGGUGGAUGACGACCUGUGGGACGCCUACAACCUCAUCGCCGCCGGCGACGCCGUCGAGGCCGUCACGGUCCGGAAGAUCACGAGGUCCGGAGGCCGCGACGCGGAGCGCAUCAAGCUGACGCUGGAGGUCGCGGUGGAGUCCACGGACUACGACAAGGACGGCUCCGUCCUGCGCGUCCGCGGCAAGAACCUCACCAAGAACGAGCACGUCCAGAUCGGCCAGUACCAUACCUUGGAGAUCGAGCUGCGGAGGCCCUUCGUCCUCCGCAAGGAGGCCUGGGACUGGCCGGCGCUCGACACCAUCCGCAAAUCCUGCGACGAGACCGCCGCCAACGCCGACCUCGCCGUGCUCCUCAUGCAGGAAGGCCUCGCCCACCUCUUCCUCGUCGGGAGGAGCGUCACGGCCACCAGAGCGCGCGUGGAGGUGCCCAUCCCCAGGAAGCACGGCUCCAGCUCCGGCGCCGUCGCCGCCUACGACACCGCCCUCAAGGACUUCUUCCAGCGCGUCCUGGCCGCCUUCGUGCACCACGUCGACUUCGACCUCGUCCAGUGCGUGGUGAUCGCCAGCCCCGGCUUCACCAAGGACCAGUUCCGCGACCACAUGCUCCUCGAGGCCGCGCGGCGAGGGGAGCUGCGCGCGAUCACCGAGCACAAGGCCCGCAUCGUGCUCGCGCCCGCGCCCUCGGGCUACCCGCACAGCCUCAAGGACGUCCUCGCCGCCCCGAGCGUCAUGUCGCUGAUCAAGGACACGAGGGCCGCGCUGGAGGUGCCGGCGCUGCAGGAGUUCUAUGCCAUGAUCGCCAAGGACUCGGCGAGGGCUUGCUACGGGCCCAAGCACGUCGAGGUUGCGCAUGAACGUCUCGCCAUCCAGACACUCCUGCUCACGGACACUUGGUUCCGCAACCCUGACGUUGUUGCUAGGCGCAAGUGCGUCGAUUCGGCCGAAUCGGUGAAGAAGAUCGGUGGCAAGGUGUGCGUCUUUUCGUCCAUGCAUGUCUCCGGCGAUCAGCUCGAGCAGCUCACGGGGAUAGCAGCGGUUCUUCAUUUUCCCAUGCCUGAUCUCGACGACAUCGAGAUGUGA